Molecule: messenger RNA, 11876 nt
Organism: Crotalus tigris (Tiger rattlesnake)
Lineage: Eukaryota; Metazoa; Chordata; Lepidosauria; Squamata; Viperidae
Gene: AR
Product: androgen receptor
Exons: 8
Coding region: 4528-6891 (787 amino acids)
Biological process (GO): androgen receptor signaling pathway; regulation of DNA-templated transcription; male gonad development
Cellular component (GO): nucleus
Molecular function (GO): zinc ion binding; steroid binding; nuclear receptor activity
Source: RefSeq, a predicted model, not a curated record
UAAUCCUCAUAACAAAUAUAAAUAAUUUUAAUAACUUAUCACCUUCUCUUAAAGUACAAAUGAUCUCUUAUGCUAUCUCUUAUUUAAAAUAAAUCCCUAAAGUGUCAUCAUUGCAGUCCCGAGGGUUAUCAGAGAUAACAUAUCUAUCUUAAUCUUGAUUAGGUAAACCAACUUUAUAUUUUUUUUCCCUUUUACUUUUUACAGUCGUGAUCCUUAGUUCCUUCAAAUAAUGUCAUAGAACUUCAUUUUUAGUUUUUAGUUUUUUCUUUUUCACAGAAUUAUUCAAAACUUUAGUAAGACUCUUUUGUAAAUCCAGUAUAGGAAAAUUAUCCAGGUCCCUCUCUUGGAUUAUUUUUUUUGUAUAUCUCAUUUAAUUAUUAGGACAACAGUCAGUUUCUUUUAUAUAUCCAGGGUGACAUCUUUUUGUGAGCCAUUCUUGUAGAAAUCCACUUUUAACUGAGUCUUACUUUUUAAAGUAGAAUUUGCUUUUUUUUUCAUAAAAAGUUUAGGCACAAACUAUCCAUAAAACAGACACUUCUAAAAUUUAACUUCUGAUUUCAUUGUUCAAAAAUAUCCGUUACCAUAUCCAAAUGUUAAAUUAUUUUGCUUCAUCUUAUAAUGGUAAACUGAGUGUUCUUUUCCUUUAAUUGUCCAUUUUAAAAAAUCUUAAUAUGUUUCAAACCAGAAGUGUUUUCUCAUGGAAAGGAAUGGGAAUGUUGUUUAUUCCCCCUCCACCUCCGUGUUGUGUUUGUUGCCUGUGUAUGCAGCUUUUAAAGGAAAUUCAGUGUUUAAAAUCUGUCAAUCCAAUGGUGACUAAUAAAGCAGUGAAAAAGCCAUUUCUGAAAGUGAUUAAGAAAAGGGGGUACGUGAACUCUACCAACCCACAACUUCACCAGAAUGGCCAUUUCCUUGUCUCCCAGAAAUCUCAACCCACUGCCGACUGCUGCCUCGCAGUCUCCUCCUGAGGAGCAGCGGUCUGGGGCACUUGUGAGUGAUCUCAAGCCUUCUGCUUAUCCAGAGAGGAAUUAGAGAGAACUGGUCUACUUGUCUGCACUACAUCCUGCUGCAGUUGCCAGCCCUGCUACUCAUGGAGACAUCUUCACUCGGCCAUUUCUUCUCCAGAAAUCCGUUUCUGCCUGUUUCCUGUUCCCUUCUAUCCAGUUUUUGACUUCUUCUCCCAUGCCUCAUCAUUUUUGGCUCUAAGGGAGAUCAGAACCUGGCCUCACAGCCACUUUGCUUGCUCCCUCCUCCCGCUUUUUUUCUUAAUGAGAUGACUGACCAGCAGAAGCUGACUAGCAAACAUAUUCCUGGCUCAAAGUCUGUAACUGAAGUGUAAUUGAAGGGAUGUCUGGAAGCAAAUUCUUUUCCCAGUGGCCAUGGCUCUCAGGAGCCCUGAUUUCUCAUUUCUUUUCUUCACAUAAUGUUCUUAAACUUCAGUUCUUUAACAGCACUCAAGCAGUAGCUGCACAAAUGGGGAUAAUCAGUAGAUGGCAGCCAACAGAUACAAAAACUCUUUCCUCUGUUGGUUGUUAAGUCAAACAGUCAAAUAAAUGACUUACAGCUUGAAUAAUUUUUUUAAAAGUUUACUGUGACAGCAAAACAACAUCAAGCCAAUUGUUCACUGGAUAACCAGAACAUUGUGCAGACCAACUGGAGAAGGUUUAGCACAGUGAAUACGGUUGAUGCAGCUUGAAUUUCAGCCAAUUUCAGUGCUUUAGAAUGCUGUGUGCGUGUUUGUGUAUGUGUGUUACAGGUAGAGCAGGGCAGAGAUAGGGUUAGGGUAAUUCCAUAAUUUUAUCCAGUGAUGAGAUUCAAAUAUGUGAACAACUGGUUCUCUGUGUGGAUGCUGCUUCUGGAAGUCCAUUCUGGGCCUGGGCAACAAAAAAUUAGCUACCGGCUCUGCCGAACUGGCUGGAUCCCACCACUGAUUUUACCUCCUGCACACUCCAGCCCCACUACAAGGGCCACAUUUAAGAUAGCAGGUGAUGGUUUGUAUGAGAGCAAACAGCUGUAUGGAUCCACUCAGAGUCUUUUCAGUGGUGUAGCCUCCCUCUGGGUCUGUGCCCUUGAGACCCUUAUUCAAGGAGUUUUCCCAGCCUUUUAAAAACUGCAUUUUGACUUAGAUCAGUUUUCAUUUUACUCUAUUGGAACAGACUGCUAUACUAUUACCUUCUUUCAGUCACCACUAAUUUUUAUUUUAUCAUAGUCAUUCUUUACUUGCAAAUUUAUUAACACCCCUCACCCUUUUGUAUGAUACCCUGUGAAUAUAUCUUUAUGCAAGAAGAAUGCAGUAAUUUUUUUGGGAAAUUUACAGCUUACUUACAUAGAUUCUUUAGGAGCCAGAAAUGGUGAACUCUCUUCAGACCUUCAAGUACAGAACUAAAGAGCGUAAUCUCUCCUCUCUCUUACAUCAGCCUUUUUCUAUACCCUCAUUCACCAUCUGUAAAAUUUCUUGCCUUCUCCACAUCCAUUUGGGCAAAGGGGGACUUUGGACUUUUUACCUGACUUGUGGGUACAAGUCCAGCUUCUAAUCCAGCCUUCAUGGACCUUCAAUAAAUUGGAAUUGCAACUUCAAGGAUGUUACAGCUAGGCUGAGUUGCUUGAAUACAAAUAUUAGUUGACUACAUUUAUACAAGGAGGAAAAAGAAUGUUUCUCUUCACUUCGACCAUGAAGAGUAGUUUUGUAACUGAGCUUGCGUUGUUUGUUAACACGUUUUCAACAUAAACUUUUAGAGAAAAAAUGGCAAAAAAAAAAAAAUCCAGAACAUCAAUUUAAACCCUGUAUUACAGUAAGUAAGAACGCACAGUCUAAUAAACAUGGACGACUACUUCUUGGUAUAAAGAAAACCAACUAUUUUCACUUAGCAUGCUGAAACCAAAGUAUAGGCCAAAAUUUCAGGUCGUGACUUGGGCCCCUUGAACGGCUAUUUGUAGUUGCAACUUUCUCUGCACCGUUUCUGAAGAGGCACCAUGGAAGUUGAGCCAAACCACGUCAGCCCCAUCGUUUAGGCUCAGCUAGGCCCGCUCCCCUUGAAGCUAACGGUGCCUACGCUGGGCAGCCCCGGGGCCUUCCGCCCGCCCAGACUCCUGGCCAGGGGCCUUGCUGGCUUCUCUUGGGCAGAAACUCCAAGCCAGACCGUUGAGAAAAGGGCUCCCCGGCGCGGCACGAGUGCGGCACCCGGGGCCCCGCAGCCGAUGCCUCGCCCUCUUUCCCAGAAACUUCACGGGCGGCCUCGGUCUCCAAAGAGCCGGGAAGGCUGCCUGAGAACCGGAGGGGGGGAAGGCCCGCUCCCGCGGCUGGCUGAGGCAGAGCGAUGCCGGGGACUCCCCGAGCGGCCGCAGCGGGAUGGCGAAGCUUCCUCCCGGGGCGGACUUCGCGACCGCUUCGAGGCAGGGCUGCCCGGGCGGGGGCGGUGGUCCACGGGCUCCGCUUCCCCCGGACCAGCCUCACAUCGGGCUCUGGCCCCGCCGAUCAGCGUUGCGGCCUGCCUGCCUUUUGCGGCGCCCGCGCUUCAGCAGGACCUGCCUUCGGCACGUGGAGCUGGGCGUGCGUAUGCAGAGUAGCGCGCUGGGCCGCCGGAGAACCGCUACAUAAAGCCCGAGCCUUCGUGGCGGUGCCAGCGUCCCAGGCAAGGCCGGCAGCCUUCUUGCCGGGCCCGCUCGCCUCCCUCGUGUAGGGCGCUGCCUGCCGCGGAAGCAACCGCGUCCGAAGAGGGAAGCGGCGCCAAGCGGAGCAAGGCGCGCGGGAGAAGAAGGAGUAGCGCGUCUCCUCCCAGUCAGCGGCCGAAGAGGGCCUGCCCGCCUGGCUUCUCCGCUUCGCCCACUUGUUGCUGGUCUCUGCUCGGCCCAGCUGAUUGGGCUGCCCGGCCCCCGCUCGACUCCGCUCCUCCCCGGCCGGCCGGAGCGCGACCUCUCGCUCCCGGCGCCAGGAGGGGGCAAAAGGGGCGGGUCGCCUCAGCCGCCUCCAAAGCUGCCGGUUCGCGCGCCUGAGUCGCUUCACUUCGCUUUAGUCCGGGUGAGGGAAGCCGGGAAGACGCGAGGUGCUCGCCCUCUUCGUGCGCCCGCCCGCCCUCAGUCGCGCUCAACUUUCGCCUCGCUCAGUCGGAGCCGCCGCGGAGCCGGCCUGCCUGCUCGUUUUUUCCGCCGAGAAAGUUAAUAAUUGCAACAGGCGCGGCGGAGGCAGCGUGGCACCCGCCGCCUCUCCCCCUUGGCAGCCGCUGCCCUCCUAGGCCGAGCUCUCGGGCGCUUCAGCAGGCCAGCCCCGACUUCCGGAUCAGUGUCCCAAAAGCGGCAAGCCGCGUCUCCCGGCGCGCCACCUGCUCAGACCUGCCCUCCUCCCGGGCACUCCGACGGCUCUUUGCCCUGAAAGGGAUGAUCGCCCGCUUCGGCCGCCGCCGCCUCUUCUGAUAAAGGUGCCAGUCGUCGCGGCAUCCCCGCUCCGCCGAGGACUCCUUCCCGAGGUCGAGGUCGCCCUUGCCAGUGAGGGAGCCGCGAAAGUUCAUCCCGCGCACUCGCCACCAACGGGGCAUGGAAGUUCACGUCGGGCUGGGCAGGGUGUAUGCCCGGCCGCCGGGUAAAACUUUCCGCGGAGCUUUCCAGAGCCUUUUCCAGAGCGUCCGUGAGGCUUUCCAGAGUCCCGGCCCCGGCGGAGCUCGAGAGGAGGUCGGGCCCAGCAGCCAAGCGGCGGGCUCUCCUUCCGUAGGCCCGCCGGGCGCCGGUCUGCAAGAGCCCAGCCCGCGACAGCAGCAGCGGCAGCCCGGCUCCCCUGCUUACCUGCCGGGGGAUGAGGCUGCCGCAGGCAGCAAAGGGCUUCAGCCGGCCGAUCGCGAGCCCCAACCGGCCGGCGCCGCCGCCGCCUCGGCAUCCCCUUCGUCCCUGGCAUUGCUGGCUCCCUCGUUCCAGAGCUGCUCCGGGGACCUGAAAGACAUCUUGACCGAGAGCAGCCUCUUGCCCGCGGCAGCGGCAGCGGAAGGGGAGCCGCGCGGCGACGGGGCCGCAGGCGGCGGCGGAGCCAGCGCGGCCAAGGAAGACUACUUGGGCGAGAGCGCCAAGGAGCUCUGCAAAGCCGUCUCUGCCUCCAUGGGCCUGGCGGUGGAAGCGCUGGAAGGGCCCGGCGGCGGCGGCGGCGGCGAAGCGGCAUCGAGCCGCGGUGACUGCAUGUUCGCGCUGCCGGGCGCGCAAGCUCGGUCCGUGGCCCUGGGGGGUUGCAAAAUCGUCGAAGCCGAGCAGGAAGGCGGCGAGGGCGCGCUGGCCAUGGACGUACCGGGCCACCUGAACCUGUUCAAGAACUCGCCCGAGUUGGACGAGCCGCCGGCGGGCGCCUUCCAGAGCCGCGACUAUUACAACUUCCAGCUGGCGCUAGCCUCGCACGGCCGCAUCAAGCUGGAGAGCCCGCUGGAGUACGCGGCGGGUGGCAUCUGGGGCGCGCAGUACCGGCGCGCCGGGGAAUUGCCCGCCUUAGCGCCCCACUACGGCGCCCCUCCGGGCGCGGGCUGGCACCCCUUCUUCGCGGAGGACGCGCAAGUCUACGGCCCCUGCGCCUCGGCCGAGGGCGCCGCCCCGACUACCUUCGGCUACGGCCGGGGCCAAGGGCCGACCGGCCAGGAAGGAGCCGACCUGCCUUCCGAGGUGUGGUAUCCCGGAGGCGUGAUGGGCAGGAUGCCCUUCGCUCCGGCGCCCGGCUGCAUCAAGACGGAGCUCGGGCCUUGGAUGGAGGGCUACGCGGGCGCCUACGGAGACGUGAGGCUGGAGACUGGAAGGGACCAUGUUCUGCCUAUUGACUAUUAUUUCCCACCCCAGAAGACAUGCUUGAUAUGUGGGGACGAAGCUUCCGGAUGCCACUAUGGAGCUUUGACCUGUGGAAGCUGUAAAGUCUUUUUCAAAAGGGCAGCUGAAGGUAAACAAAAGUAUCUCUGUGCCAGCCGAAAUGACUGCACCAUUGAUAAAUUCCGAAGGAAAAACUGUCCCUCCUGCCGGCUGAGGAAAUGCUACGAAGCAGGGAUGACCCUUGGAGCCCGCAAGUUAAAGAAACUGGGUAACCUGAAGAUGCAAGAAGAAGGGGAAACAGCAGGGCCAUCGAGCCCCACUGAGGAGCAAGCCACAAAAAUGCCCAUCACGCACAUCGAUAGCCUGGAAUGCCAGCCUAUCUUCCUCAAUGUCCUGGAAGCCAUUGAGCCUGGCGUGGUUUGUGCAGGGCAUGACAAUAAUCAGCCUGACUCCUUUGGCUCCCUUCUCACCAGUUUGAAUGAGCUUGGAGAGAGGCACCUGGUACAUGUGGUGAAAUGGGCAAAAGCCUUGCCAGGGUUCCGUAACCUGCAUGUAGAUGACCAGAUGGCCAUCAUUCAGUACUCCUGGAUGGGCUUGAUGAUUUUUGCCAUGGGAUGGAGGUCCUUCACCAAUGUGAAUUCCCGGAUGCUUUAUUUUGCUCCAGAUUUGGUCUUCAAUGAGUACCGAAUGCACAAAUCCAGAAUGUAUAGCCAAUGUGUCAGGAUGCGGCAUCUCUCCCAAGAAUUUGGAUGGCUUCAGAUUACUCCUCAAGAAUUUCUCUGUAUGAAGGCUCUGCUCCUCUUCAGUAUUAUUCCAGUGGAUGGCCUGAAGAAUCAGAAGUUCUUUGAUGAACUCCGGAUGAACUAUAUCAAGGAGCUUGACCGCAUCAUUGCCUGCAAAAGGAAGAACCCCACAUCUUGUUCACGCCGCUUCUAUCAGCUCACAAAGCUCCUGGACUCUGUGCAGCCCAUUGCCAGAGAACUGCAUCAGUUUACAUUUGACCUCUUGGUGAAGUCACACAUGGUGAGCGUUGACUACCCUGAAAUGAUGGCUGAGAUCAUCUCGGUGCAGGUCCCCAAGAUCCUUUCUGGAAAAGUGAAACCCAUCUACUUCCACGCCCAGUGAUGGCAAGCAGCAGAUGGCCUCCUUUCCUCGCGUCUCUCGACUCCUGCACUGCAGUGCCUUGGCACACUGUGUGUCCUCAAAGAUGCACAGUAACCACAAAGAACUCUUUGCUGUGCCCUCUUUCAGGUUUCUCUUCUCUGCUUUUCCCUGCCUUCCCAUAGAGAGAUCUGUCUGGACAUUUGCCAGCUUCAGUGGCUCAUUGUGUGUGUGAACUUUGUCUUCCGGUUUUGUGUCAUAGUGCCUGGCAGCACUGUUUACACUUUUGUGCUUGUGCAUUCCCCACUGUGGCUUUGGUGGCCCUCUGCAACCAAGGGAAGUGUCGGUUCAAAAACAUACAUAGCUGCUUUUCUGGUGGUUCUUCUUGCUGCUGUUUAUUUUCUAACCAAUGGCAAGCAGGUCAUUAAUGCUGAGAUAAGGGAAGACUUUCGAGCUGGGGGGGGGGGUGUAUUUUGGGUUUGUUUUAGCAGUCCUUGCAACUUCUUUUUCACCUGGGCUACUCAUCUCUUUGAGAAAAGGUCUGAAGUAUACCUGGAAAUAAUGAGAGAUGUAAACCCCAAAGCAGACAAAGAGAAUGUAGUUGAUACAGAUGAUCUGUGGGCAUCUGCUAGACUUUAGUUUCAGACAGAGCUUUAUUUGCACAUACAAUCAGGCUUAAGACACCCAUCAUUGGUCCAACUAUGUACACAGAGCAUAGAAUAACAGGAUUGGAAGGGACCUUGGAGGUCUUCUAGUCCAACCUUCUGCUCAAGCAGAAAACCACAGACAGCCAUUGUGUUCCCAGCACUCAGACCUUCAGCUUCAUCUUCUCUCCUGAACAGACACAAGGAGCUGGGUGUUGCUGUUGCAGUGGCUAUUGCAGAAGGCCCCUUUGAAGACGCUGCAGCUGCAGUUCCCUAACACUGAGAGCCCAGUUCAUGCAGUGGUACUGGCGGCCACAAGAAUGGGCAGGAGGAAUAAGAAGGGCUGGAAGUUUACCCAAUGCCCAGAAGUGAUGGGGCUGUUUUGCAGCUAGUACUACUUCAUCUUUCUUCUUCUGUGGACCAUGAGCCAGAAGUAAAAACAUUUGCCCAGUGAAUGUGAACACAUUCCAGUCGUGAGCUUUUUUAUCUUUUCAUGAACUAACAUACACACACACUCUCUCUCGCACGCACACACACAUUAUUCUUUUAACUUUCUAGAGACUUUCUUGGCUCAAUUGCUUUUUGCUGUAUGGCAGGGAACAGUCUCAGAAAUCAUAAAAUCCAUGAACCUUCCUGGGAACACCCAUCAGCAUUGUCCUAGCCCAUCCCAGGACAUUUCUUUUGAAACUUAACAUGAGCUUCUAAUGUAUUAAACCACACUACAAGGAAAAAAUGGUGGAGCCUCUUUUCCUUUCUGCAAUUUCUGUUGAACAAUAGGAGAAACGGCCUUAUCAAAGCAGAUAAGGAAACCAUCCUCUCAAAAUUAUACCUCAUUUUUAAUGGAAAAUAAAGUCCCUUUUUCUAAUCCAGCUGUACUGUGAUAUCACUUACCAUGAAAUCCCAUGAGCUGGAAUCCAAAGAUUCAAAGAAGCCAUCUAGGUGAAUUUUUUGUUUUGUUUUUCAGAAAAAAAAAAUACACCUGGGCAUUUUUGCUGAAAAGAACAUUUAAAACGUGUCCUUAGAUACCCUAAGUGAAUGUGUGAAAAGUCUGUGGUUGUAAUGAGAACAUUAUCUUGAUUUAUUUUCCUAUUAGGCAUCAUUUUUUAGCACAAGGUGAUGCUACUGAAAAUAACAGAAUUAGGAUCAAACGUUUGGAAAACUGCCUGGCCCUCAUCAGGCCCUGCCCAGUUCUUCAUCUUCUGUGAUUUCAAGAUGUCUUGCUCUGAUUUUAAAGCUGGCCCACCUUGGGUCAUUUUGAUCUGACGCUUAAGUUCAUUAAUUACCUGGCCAUUUUUGUGUCUUUGAUGGAUCCUGCACACUCCAGGCUUCAGCUAACGGAAAAACAAGGUUACAUUUGUAGCAACGCAGAGUUAAAAUGACCAAUGUUCGGUUUCAUCUCUGCAGAAACAAGAACUAUAAAACAGCAAUACAUUGAAUUAGCUGAUGCUUUGGAGUGAUGCUGUCCAUUGCAUUGCUAAAGUAAAUUUAUUUUUGACCUGCAUUAUAAUUUUUGGAUUGUUAACAAUAAUUAGAAAUACCAUUGAGAUACGCUUCGGUUUCUGUAUAGAGGUUCCUCUCUCCUUCUCUCAUUCCUUAGAGCAACAGUGACAAUGCUAUGGAUGUUUGGGCUUUCCUGAACCUUGUUCAUGCUAUCUCAAGAGAUUUUUUUUAAAAAAUACAAUGAAGCUCUUUUUUAAGACAAGAAUCUACAUUUUGGGUGCUUGGUCUGAAAACCUCCUCCUCCCACAUACAGCAAACCAGAUGAAUUGCACUCUUAACCAUCUUUCCCUGUAGACUUAAUCUAAGUUCAUUAUUCAUUUUAGAAAUAUUGCCUCAGGCGCCCUUAUAAAUGAGUGAAGACAAGGCCAUCAAAAGUUGGGCAGAAAUGCUAAAAGCACUUCUGUAUUUGACGAACCCAAAUGGUUCAGAUCAGAUUCAACUUCCCUCCACUGCAUUGUACUUGUGAUGUGCCUUCCACAGAGCUAGCUGUGGGGAGCUGUGUCCGUGGCUUUCCAUUGUGCAUGCAUGCUGUGCUUGGUUUCAGGGAACUUUCCUCCAUACUCAAAUCUUCUGAAAAUCUUGAAAUUCAAGGGCAACAUGCAUCCUUCAUGCUCAGCUGUUGCAAAAUGGCAAAGAGUUCCUCCUCUGCCAUCUUCAAAAUCCACAUGCAACCAAAGUGCCACCUGGUAGACCUUUGCAAUCUAGCAUGGUUGCUUCCUGUUUUUGAUACCACAGCGAACUUGCUAGUUCUUCAGGUGCCCCAGGAUUACUCAGUUAUGGUUGCUGUAACCUGUCAUGAUUUCUCAUCUGUCUCUUCGGCAUCAAGCAAUCUUCCGAUGCGCAUCGGGUCCAGGAGAAGCUUGGUCUUCUGACCAUUUCUGGAAGAUCCUUUCAAUCCUUUUUAAUGAAUGUCAUGUAAAUAUUGGAGAAUGGAUGAGUGGUGGCCAGGAGUUAAAUAUUUACUUUCUUCGGUUUAUUUUCAGUGGACUACUGCUGCGGCAGUACAAGGGAAAAGGGGGAAAAAGCAUUUACAUAGUCCUCAGUCCAUAUUUUUAGUACUAUGCAUCUUAUGCAUCAAAAUUAUCACGCAUUUUUAAAAGUGUACUUAGGCUUGAGGACGUUCUAUUCUGCCGUAUGAAAAUUGCCUUUUAUGAUACGAGAAGUCAUUUGCCAGACCUCAAUCACUCUGAAAAUGCACAGGACUAUAAAAGGACUGACAAGCAAGGGGCCGCUGGAUGGACGAUGGCCUUUCCGCACCGGCUGCUGCCGCCUGCUCCUUUGCCCCGAUGAGCUCCCCCUGGGGCGCGCUUGGCCUUGAACCUUUGGCAGCUGGGAAAAAAGAAGACGGCCGUGGAUUGAAGGAAAGGUGCGCUCCCGUUGCACAAAGAAGGGACCUGAGCAUUUGACCCUAGACAACAUCACGAUUCUGAUGACAACGGCUGUGCAUCACAGAUUUGGGAUUUAUUGCAUUUUAUUUUUCAUGUGGGAUGUAUGUGCUUAAGAAUCUUAGAUUUUCUGUAGUUAAAGAUGCCUAUAUCUGUGUUUUUCUGUUUUCUUCUGGAACACUUUUUUUCCAAUCCUGUCCCUUAAUUUUACUGGAACUCUGAAUUCUCUUUUGUCUGAAGCACCACGUAAAAGCUUGAGCUGCUUCUGUGUUCACUUGUUGCAGUUUUGACAGAAAGAAUGUGUUUGUAGUAUUAGUACCAAAGAAUGUUAUUUAAAGUGGGGGAAGAGAUUUCUGACGUAGUUGGACAUGUCACCCCCUUGCUCUGGGAGCCCACGGGCCUUCCUCUGCAUCCUGCCCUGCUGUUGGGACGGAGGGCCGGUGGGGCUAACCAAGGAAGGCAUUUGAAAAGCAAUGAAAUCCGAUUGUACAGAUGUAUUUCCUGGCCUGCUGAGUGGAGCAGCCAGCCGGGUUUUCUCCAGAGGGGAGGGAAUUUCUCUUGUGGGGAAGAGCCCGUUGGUUGCAUGAUUUGCACUGGGGGGGGGGCAUGCACUAAUUCUGCUCCCAUUUGAUCGCACUAAAGCAGGGGAGUCAAACUGAGGGCACACGGGCUAGUUGCAUCAUACGGAGGCUGCGCCAACCCCAGCUCUGGCAAUGCAAAAAAAGUCACGAUACGACGUCAUGUGACGUGGAGUGAUUCACACCCAUGCGCUAAAGGCUGUUGAUGCACACAGCUCCUCGGCAGGUGGAGGCAAACCGUUUUUACCAGAGAGGGCGUUUUUACAGCACAACCUCAAUCUGAGCUGUACACAAGGAUUGGGAGGCUAAAGGUUGUGUAGCAUUUCUGUUUCCCUCACUGUGCAGCAUAGGUGGAGGGAGAAGGGUCCGGCUGUGCCCGGGGGAGGGCAGGGGCUUUGUCUCCCUUGCUGGAAAGGAGCCCCUCUUGGGGUGUUUACCAGGGAGGGAUGCAAGGGAGAACCAAGCGCCCAUCUUUCUGUGUAAUGUGGCUUUCAUUUCUAGCGGGAGCAGACGGCUUCUCCCUCAGCUUUUGCAUUGACAGUGUGGAGGGGCUCAGAGCAGAGGGGCUGAAGGCAUCAGACGUCCGUCCUUGUUUAGAGAGCCUGGUAGGGUGGGGUGGGGCAAUAGGCUUUGUUUUUUUAGCUUAGCUGAAGCCAGAAAUAAUUCUGUAAAAAUUGUGGCACUUUUUUAAAAAGUUACAUUUGUUAAUCUGCUUGUGUAUAUUUUUAAUUAAAUCUUUGCAUACAUAGAUUAUUCUUAGAUGAGAUCACCCAAAUGGCUGUGCACUAGAGCAGGGUUUUUCAACCUUUUCACCCAUUGUACCACUUUUAGGAUAUGGCAACAUCCGAGGACCACCAGUGCCUAGCAAGGGGUCAAAAACUUGAUGACCAAAAAAAAAAAAA